Molecule: messenger RNA, 4724 nt
Organism: Vespa velutina
Lineage: Eukaryota; Metazoa; Arthropoda; Insecta; Hymenoptera; Vespidae
Gene: Bap111
Product: extensin
Exons: 11
Coding region: 386-3538 (1050 amino acids)
Biological process (GO): negative regulation of DNA-templated transcription
Cellular component (GO): SWI/SNF complex
Molecular function (GO): nuclear receptor binding; nucleosomal DNA binding
Source: RefSeq, a predicted model, not a curated record
CGAGAAAGAGAGAGAAAGGGACAGAGAGAAACGAUCGCGGCGCCUCUGGUUGAUACUGCUCUAACUAAAGUAAAAAAGUGGAAUGAUUCUUUGAUGAUGGAUGCUUCCACCUUAUUGAAGAGUUCUUUGAUUUGGCUUAGAGACGCCGGAAUGUUCUAUGAGUUCUAAGAAGGAUGAUUCGAUUACAUCUUUUCAAGGAAUGAUCAUCAGUAAUUUCGAUUUACCGUGUUACGUGGCGUAUUGAAAUUGGAUUGAAAAAAUAAAAGAAAAAAGGAAAACGUAAUUACGUUGCAUUUUCGAAUGGGGAAGAUAUUGUUGUUCUUUAUAUAAUCCAAUUUAUCUGAAGUACAAACUACUUUAAUUUUUUCCUUUUUUUUAAUACAAAAUGGCAUUGCCACCGAAUUAUAAGCAAGUAGCAAUGGCUACGUCAAAUGUUGUUGCGUCCAAUCAGCGUAUCAGAGCAUCUGGUGGAAGUAGCAGUAGUUCGAAUACCAGUAAGGAUACGCAAAGUCCUUUUAUACAAACUCCUCAUAGUCAUCCAGGAUUCACGCCUCAAAAAGUAGGAAAAAAUACAAAUGCAGAUUCACGAAUGCCAAAACCGCCCAAACCACCUGAAAAACCUCUUAUGCCGUAUAUGAGAUAUAGCAGGAAAGUAUGGGAUCAAGUAAAAGCUCAAAAUCCUGAAUUAAAACUUUGGGAAAUAGGUAAAAUUAUAGGUCAAAUGUGGAGAGAUUUGCCAGAAGAAGAUAAAACUGAAUUUAUAGAGGAAUACGAAGCUGAAAAAGUAGAAUAUGAAAAAAGCUUAAAGACUUAUCAUAAUUCUCCAGCAUAUUUGGCUUACAUUGCUGCUAAGAACAGAGGAAAGUCAGCGUUAUGUGCUGCUCAACAAAAUAAUGAUGAUCGAGAAAGUCAUGAACGUUCUUCUGGUAGUAGUAAAAGUCAAGCUGCACAAGAUAGAAGGAUUGAUAUUUUACCUGCGGAAGAUGACGAUGAUCAAGAUGAUGGAUAUUCUGUAAAACAUGUGGCAUAUUCUCGCUAUACAAGAAAUCAUCGCCUUAUUAAUGAAAUCUUCAGUGAUACUGUUGUUCCUGAUGUCCGUUCUGUUGUUACGACUCAAAGAAUGCAAGUCCUACGCCGUCAAGUACAAUCUUUAACUAUGCAUCAGAAAAAACUGGAAGCAGAAUUGCAACAAAUAGAAGAAAAAUUUGAAGCAAAGAAAAGAAAAUUUAUUGAAACAAGUGAAAUAUUUCAAGAAGAAUUGAAAAAACAUUGUAAACCAGCAGUAGAUGAAGAAACAUUUAAUAAAAUGGUAGAACGACAAUAUGAAGUACUUAGAAGAGAAAGAUUAAGAGGAUCGGAAGAAAAUCGAUCUGAUGGUCCUGCAUCAAAUGAAUCUACACCAAAUUCUACUCCUACUCCAACUCCAGCUUCUCUUAAUGAUGAACCGCCGUCUGAGGCUACUGAAAAUGAUACAAUCGAUAAAAAGACCAAUGGUUUUGAGAAAUCUAAUAAUGAAAUAAAGAAAGAAAACUCAUCGCCUCCAUACGUUGAGACAAAAUCAGAAUCUCCUACUGUACAAGGAAAUCAGUCGAUGAAUCAACAUGGAUCUAAUUCUAGUAUGUAUUGUGUAUCUGUUACUCCAAUUCAACAACAAUCACCACAACAACAACAGCAGCAACAACCAACGCCACCACCGUCAAUAUCAUUGAUACCACAACAACAGCAACAACACCAACAGCAGCAGCAGCAACAAUCAGCACCAUUGCCACCAUCAAUAUCGCUGGUACCAACACAACAGCAGCCACAGCAACACCAUCAACAGCAGCCACAGCAACAUCAUCAACAACAGCAUCAACAACAGCAUCAACAACAACAACAUCAACAACAUCAACAACUACAUCAACAACAGCAUCAUCAACAGCAGCAGCAACAGCAGCAACAGCAACAACAACAACAACAACAGCAACAGCAACAACACCAACAACCUGCUCAGUCUCAUCAACAAUCACCACCACAGUCGCAUCAACAGUCAACACCUCAAACUCAUCAACAACCACCACCUCAAACCCAUCAACAACCAACCUCUCAAACUCAUCCGCAAGCAACAUCUCAAUCUCAUCAACAACCACCUUCGCAGCCACAACAGCAACCACCACCCCAAUCUCAUCAACAUCCUCCAUCUCAAACUCAUCCACAACCUCCACCUCAAUCUCAUCAACAACCACCACCACCUCAGUCCCAUCCACAACCACCACCUCAGUCCCAUCCACAGCCACCACCUCAGUCCCAUCCACAACCACCACCUCAAACUCAUCAACCACCACCACCUCAGCCCCAUCCACAACCACCAUCACAAACUCAUCAGCAGCCACCACCACCUCAAUCUCAUCCACAACCACCAUCUCAAACUCAUCAACCACCACCACCUCCUCAAACUCAUCAACAACCAACACCUCAACCUCAUCAGCAACCACCUUCACAGCCACAGCAACAACCACCGCCUCAAUCUCAUCAACAACCACCACCACAAACUCAUCAACAACCACCACCACCUCAGUCCCAUCCACAACCACCACCUCAGUCCCAUCCACAACCACCACCACAGUUCCAUCCGCAACCAUCACCUCAAACUCAUCAGCCGCCACCACCUCAGCCACAUCAACAACCACCAUCUCAAUCUCAUCAGCAGCCACCCCCUCCAUCUCAUCAACCACCACCUCAAUCUCACCAACAACUACCACCUCAAUCCCAUCCACAACCGUCGCCGCAACCUCAUCCCCCGCCACCUCAAUCUCAUCAACAAUCACCAUCUCAAUCUCAUCAACAGCAAUCGCAUCAGCAAACAGCUCCUCCAACGUCUUCACAGCAACAGCAAUCUAGUACUACUAGCGCUACUGUACCAGUGACAGUAAGCGCAACUCAAAACAUACCAAACAUGCCUCCAGUAUCUUCACCUGCACCUCCGUUACACAAUCCUCAUCAGCAAGGAAUGCUAUCUAAUCAUACUAUGUCACCGCAUCAAACAUCUCAAGGAACCCAAGGAACGCAGGUUCUUCCUCCUCAAGGACCAGUAACUAAUCCACACACAUCGCCCAUAAUACCACCUAAUCAAGGAUAUGGCCAACAAUAUCAACCAGGACCUGGUCCACAGCCACAAAAUGUGCCGCUUGCCCCAAGACCUCCACAUCCUUCUUAUACUUAUUCACAACAGCAACCAUAUCAUCAACCUUACCCACAAUAUGCUCACCCGUAUUAUCAUCAACCAUAUUCUCAAUAUUCACCACAUACUAUGAGCCGUCCUCAUACGCACAGUCCUCAUAGUCCACACAGUCCUCAUUAUCAUCCACAAUCCCCUCAUACCGUAGGAGAAAGUAAUGCAGCUAAUAACAGUGUAUCUGGUUCAGGUACUACUUCUGGUUCUACUCCUGAUAGUAAUAAUUCAUCCUAUUCUCCAGCAUCAGGGCAUUGUGAAAAUGAACGUACUACUGCUCCUGACAGUCAGGAGUCUUCUACUGAUAUGAAAUCAGGCUCUGUGUAAAGCAUAUUUUCCUCUUUUUUCUCAUUUUUUAUUUCUUUCAUUUCUUUAUCCAUUAUCAUGCUUUCAUUAUAAAAAAAAUGGCACAUUUAAGUAAACAUAACAUAAAAAUAAACAUAAUAGAUUAUAUAAUUUGUAUAAUAAAAAUAUGUAAUCUUUUAAUCAUCUAUUGUAAAUUGCUAUGACGGUCUACAAUACAAGAUUAUAUUUAAAAACAACGAGUUUAUUCAUAUAAUAUGUAAAUCUUAUUGAUAUACAAUUUAAAUGCUUAUUACAAUAUUUUCCUCUUACUUCACAGGCUUCAUUUGCCAUAAUCCAUCAUUCAAAUAAUGACAAUUCUCGAUUCCUACUCCUUUAUUCACUUUGGCACUGUAAAUCAUAUUUUAAUACAACCAUGUCGAUAUAAACAUGAUGGAAAAGGUAUAAAUGCUUAAUCCAAAGUAACAAUACAGAACCAGAUCACUACUUACAUAUCUUCUGUUGAUAGAGUAGUUACUCCCACUGCUAAAGCAUGCUGCUUUCCUUCUGCCAUAACUGCCUAGUUGCUUGUUAAGUUUAUACAUAAUAUUUUAUGGAUAAAACUAUCAAAUUUAUAACGUUAUACGGAACAUCAAGAUUAUAAAAAAAAAAAAAAAAAAAAAAAAAAAAAUUCAUGCUACUUUGACUCAAAAAGAAACAAAAAAUGUGCCAUUCAAAUUAUCAAUUUUUCUUUUUAAAAGAUUUACUAUUAAAUAAUCUAUAUUAUCUUAUAUAUAUAUAAGGAUACAACAACGGUUCCCUUCUCUACUGGCGUCAUUCUUGCACCCUUUGACGUUAAACCAGGACACAUAAUAUUUGCACCGCUAAGUACAAAUCUGAUUGCUCCUUUAUCGACUUGUUCCAAUGGUAGAAAGAACGGAUCUUAAAAGAUUAAAAAUUUUACAAUAAACAUUUAACAAAAUACUUAUCUUUUGAAUGUCUAUAAUGAUGAUAUAAAUGUUCUAAUAAUGUUAAAUUAUCUUACAUUUGUGUAAUAACCUUAAUGUAGGCAUCCAUGGGCCUUCACGUUGUCGAAAGAACAAAAGUUCUCCUGCUGCGUUGACUAUAAUUUCUAUGUGAUCAUGACUAUGAUCGAAACAUUGUACCUUUGUUAAUUUAUAUUCAUCAAUAUACAAAUUUAUGAAAUAAUAUAUAUUUAUGAAAAAUCUUA